Ruditapes philippinarum (Manila clam) is the source of this 4666-nucleotide messenger RNA. RefSeq lists its product as uncharacterized. The transcript has 2 exons. The coding region runs from base 2 to 4102 and encodes 1366 amino acids. Gene Ontology annotation, molecular function: laminin binding; calcium ion binding. Gene Ontology annotation, biological process: morphogenesis of an epithelium; nerve development; muscle attachment. NCBI's taxonomy places the organism in Eukaryota, Metazoa, Mollusca, Bivalvia, Venerida, Veneridae. Gene Ontology annotation, cellular component: dystroglycan complex; sarcolemma; dystrophin-associated glycoprotein complex. The record is from RefSeq and is a predicted model, not a curated record.
UAUGCAGUUUGACAGUGUUGCCAAGUAUUUUCCUAACAAAAAUAUGCAUGACAAGCUUUCUAGCAACUCAUAUCUAGCUAUGCAAUAUACUUCAGCUUCAAUUAACAUUUUGCCUAUGAGUGAUGUACACCAACAAUUUUCUAGCAUUGCAGCAAAUUAUCCAUCUAAUUUUAUUAACAAUGCACAUAUUUAUAAGAGUGAUAUUCUCUUUAUGCCUUCCAGAUAUUCAUUUUCAUCUAUGCAGUAUAACUCCAGAGUUGACAGGGUUCAGUACAGUGAUAGACCUUUGCAGCACUUAAUGCCAUAUUAUUCUAGAAGUGACAAUGUUCAUAACAGUGAUGAACUUCCAUUGCUCAAAACUGAAAUAUUUUCAUCUAUGCAGUUAAGUAUAAGUCCUCACAGGGAUUUGCGUGUGAUAGUCCCCAGCAACAAAGGUGCUGUUAAUACACCAACUUUCUUCUCAGACAAGGGUUUUCAAAGCCAGAUUGUUACAAAGACUUCAGAAGAAUUGUUGUUCACAGAGCAUGGUGCUGUAGCAAGUAAAAGCUAUGAUAAAGAAAAAGCAGAAAACAUUAUUGACUUAGAUACCACUUUAAACAAUAUUUUCCUUCCCAAAUCUAACAAAAACACUGACACUGAGAGCCCUGGAUAUGGAAUACCAAAUAUAUGUUUAGGUGAUCAAACAGUUUUUUAUGCCAGCUUGAUUUUAUAUAUGAUUGAUAGCCUUACAUCUGCUCAAGAAGACAUUCUUAAAAACAAGUGGGCAAAUUUUAUUUCUAAAGAUCAUAAUAUGAUUUUCAUUGAUAAGGAGGAAUCCGAUGUUCAGGGUUUGAGAUAUAAUGGAAAGUAUAUUUUGACAGCUGGGCCAGGAAAUGCAAUCGAGUCUUUGUCUAAAAGUUUAGAAUUGUCAUGGCAUCUAGCAUGUGAGAAGUUUGAUCAAGUAGAAGAUUUCACCCAAGUUAUGCAGCAUAACAUUGAAGUUGGAAGAGUCACUAAGGAGAUUGGCUUUGAUGUGAUUGCCUGGUAUGUUUAUACAGAUAGACCUUUGCCGAAACGUGUCCGACGUCAAGCUCAUUCAAGACACAGACGAACUGCAACACCAACAUAUUCACCACCAGUGCCAACAACGUUAUCUGAAAUGUUGUCAACUGAAACUGAUAUGUCAUUAUUAUCUUCUUCAUUCUUUUUCUCUACAGAGGUUUUAAUCCCAUUUAUAACUUCCUCUUCAUCAUUAGCAUCUUUGCCAACUUCACUAUUUUCAGUAAUACCACUGAGCACACAACCUGAUUCUUUUUUCUCCAUCAGUUUGAGCUCAAGUGUUACUAGUGAUUUUUUUGAAUUUUCAGAUAGUUUUACUUCAUUGUUUACAACAAAUACUGAAUUAUCAUCAUCACCUUUAUUUGUCAGCAAAUCUUAUUCUGUCUUAUCUCCAACAAUUUCUUAUUCAGAUGUUUCCUUAUUGUCUUUUCCUACAACUGUGAUUUUACCAUCAUCUUCAAUUGCAAUCUCUCAAACUUCAUUUAUUCCAACCACCACAAAGUUAUCGGUUGUUUUCUCACUCACAAAAAAGAGCAGUAGCAAUUCUGUGGUAGUUUGGCCUACACCAAGUUUGACAUCUUUCUCCUUUUCUGAUGCAAUAUUUUCAUCAAGUAAGACAACUCUUCUUGAUAUCACUACUUCUGAAUCAUUUUACAUUCCACCAUCUCAAAGGUACUCUACAUCUUUUACAUCAAAUAUUUCUUUUAUAUCUUCAUCAAGAAUAGGAUCAUCUUAUUCAGCAGUUAUAUCCUCUAUGUCUCCUUUAGUCUCUUCUGGCAUUCUCACUUCCUCCAUUGAAUCCAGAGUCUCUGAACAAUCUAUGACCUCAUCAAAAGACAUUGUAUUUACAACAUUGUCAGAAAUAUCAAGUUUCAGUUCUUCACAAUCUGAACUUUUUCUCUCAUCAGGACUGCCAUUAUCCACAUCUUCAUCUUCAUAUUUGCUUUCAUCUCCUGUAAAGAUUACAAGCAUACCAUUUGCAAUUACUAGUUCAUCACCGUCAAUUAGUUUUAUAGGUACUUUUGAAUCAUCAAUGUCAUUAACAUCAUUAUUACUUUCAACAUCAUUUGUUUCUACAUUUAGUACAGUUGUUGCAAAUUCAUCUGACUUUUCAUCUGACUUUUUGUCUAUGGAAUCAGUUUCAUUACCUUCAAGUUAUUUGGAGACAUCAACUUUUCAAACAUCAUUUAUGUCAACUUCAUCAGGUUACCUAGCACUCAACUCAACAUCAGAUUUUAUAAUUGAUUCAGUUACAUCAAGGUUUUAUUCACAGUCUACAGAAAAGACAUCUCUGAAGUCUUCACAGACAUUGACACCAUCAUUUACACCAUCUUCAGAAUAUACGACCAUCUCUGCACCAUCAGUGGUGUCAUCAACAUUAACUUCUUCUGAUUUUAUUUCAAAUUCAAGUUCAGUAAAUACUUUACCAAUUGAAAAAACUACUUUGACUCCUUCAUUAUCAACAGCAUCAUCAUUAGUGUCUUCUUACCACAGCGAUAUCUUUUCAUCAACAUUUUCUUCAGUCACAUCAUUGGAAACUUUUACUACAACUAAUGCAUCUGAUAUUUUAAGUUCAGUACUCAGUUCACCAAUGGUUUCUACAACUGGCAUUCUAUCAGUCACUAUCUCUUCUUUUUUGACUAUUGACACAAUAUCACCUUCUGCAUCAAGUUCAGACUCAUUACCUGUUGUGACGCCAAGUUUUCCAGAAGUUACUUCUAGAUUUUCAGCAACGUAUUCGACAUCCGAAGCAUUAACAACUUCAUUUCAAAUAACUACACCAUCUACAUCGUCAGAAGCUUCAGUGAUGUCAACAGUUGUUGCAGCUACAAUUAUUUCACCAACAAGAGUAUCAGAGACAUAUUCAUUAACAUCUCUGUCAAGUACAAGAGUUGUAUCUACUGCUGCACCUGACCAGUCCCCAAAAUUGGUGAAAUCCAUAGACCAUCUUAAUGUAGUGGUUGGUCGAUACUUUGAAUACCAGAUCCCGGAAGAUACUUUCUCCGACAAAGAGGACGGUAACACGAGAAAUCUAACUUUGCGGCUCAGUCUGACUUACAGUAAACCGUUUCCCAAAGGUUCUUGGCUUAUGUUCAACGAAAGUACGCAAACGUUUUAUGGAAUUCCUCUACGAAAUGAUUCAGAAGGAGGUAAAAGGAUCAGUGAGUUUACUCUUAUCGCGAAAGAUUCAAAAGGUCAGGUUGCCAAAGAUGCGAUAACAUUGACAUACGAGUACGAAAAAAAUGUGAAUCAUAAAAUAAGUGUAAUGUUGAAUGGCAGUUAUGAAAAAUUUACUGAUGACAGGAAUAACUUGAUUCAGGUAGCUAGAAAACUAGCAGACUUCUAUGAAGAUGACGAGUUGAACUUUUUGUCUUUUUCUAGUGUGGAGAAAGGGUCUGUGUUGAUUGUUUGGAGUAAUAAUUCCUUGAUAGGGACCUCUUGUCAGAAAGAAGAGAUUCAAAAUCUCUAUGAUAGACUCACUGAUGAGAAUGGAACAAUAUCAGACCAAUUUUUAGCAUUAUUUACGGACUACAUACCAAUGAAUACAAGUCUGGAAUUUUUGGGGGCGUGUCUUUUACCAAUUUCAUCCAUAGCUCCGCCCACCCAAUCUCCUGUUGCUGAAACUGAUAACAGAAUGUGGAUAGAAAUUGUUCUUCCUGCUUUAAUUGCCAUAUUAGUUAUAGUUAUUAUAGCUUUAUUACUUUUAAUCUGUUGUCGACACAGACGACCAAGCAAAGAAAUCAAAGAUUCAGAUAAACCCGCCUUCCUUGAAGAUCGACGCCCAAUUAUCUUCCCAGAUGAACUGGAAAUGGUUGAUCCCUCAUUAAAACCAAAAACACCUCUUGUGCUUCCAUCAGACUAUUUAACAGAGACUCCGCCUGCUGUUCCACCUCAUGGACGGCAAGCCCCGCCCUAUCGUGCAGCAAUGUUAGAUGAUGAUAUGUUUUCAGGGGAGGACGAUGAUCAGCCCCCUCCACCUUCAUAUAGAGGAGAUUCACAGAACACUGAACCACCACCAUACCGUCUACCUCCACCAUACUUUAAUCCACAUAGAAUGGCAUAGGUUAUUUCAUAGUUAAGGACACUAAUAUAGUAUACACUGAUUUACUGUUAACCAUUAUAUUUGUAUAAUGUAUGAAGUGCAUGGCUCUCAUUUAAAAAAUACAGAAAAAUUUCAAUGUAAGAAAAAAUCAUUAAAAUAUGAUGUUAAAUAUUGAGAUACAUUUUUGUUAAUUGCAAACGAUUCAUGAAAACAAAUUCUGAAGAUAUAUAAAUGAAUGAAAAUACCUAAUGUAUAUUUCUUUAGGAUACAUAUAGUAUUUUUCCAUCAUAUUCAGUAUUUUGAAUGUAUAGAACUACACCUAUUUAUUAAUCAUAAUUAAUUUCAUUUUACAAAGUCAGCCAUCAUCCUUUGUCCGCCAUUGAAACAAAAUUAUCACUGCACAUGAUUUACAUUUGUAUUAAAUGCAUUAAUUAUAGAAUCAAGUAAAACAUGAAUAGAAGUAUUAUUUUUGUACCCACUGUUAGAUUUGUAUCAAUUAUUUCAUUUUUAUAGGAAAAAAACUAACUUUUAUAUAAAUUAUAGAAAAUUUAUGGACAACUAGUUUUAUAUGAGCUGUAAAAUUAU